AUGGCGGUUGCAGUUCAACAACCGUCGUUGCUCGAAAUAAGUGAUAAUGCCAUAUUUUUGAACCAUAAAUCAUCAGAAGAAAUUACGAUUGAUUUCGAAUAUGACGAGUUUGAAGAUAUCACAUAUGUUGCGAGCGGUGGAUAUGGUGAUGUGUUUCAUGCUCAUUGGAAAAGGACAGGAGAAAAGGUCGCUCUGAAACGCAUCACUAAUAGAUUAGACGAACGACGAAAGCGAGAAUUUAGGCGUGAGCUGAAUGCGAUGAAAAAUGUGUGUGUUAAGAAGAAUCCUUAUGUUAUACAAUUCUUUGGUUUAACUCGAGACCCAUGUGAUAAUUAUGUCAUGAUAAUGCAAUACGCGAAUGGAGGAAAUCCAAGAGAGUAUCUGAAGGCUAAUCAUGAAAGUAUGACGUGGGAUGAAAGGAUCAAUUUGGCCAUUGGAAUAGUUGAAGCAUUGGAAUUCGUCCAUCGGCAUGGCAUAUUGCAUCGUGAUCUGAAUGUGCUAAUUCACGACGGAAAGCCAAUUCUGUGCGACUUUGGCUUAUCAAAAUCGUAUGAUGACACGGAUUCAUCUCAUGGAGUUUACGGAGUUAUUCCUUAUAUCGAUCCGCUGCGUUAUGAUGGACACGCUUAUGGCGAAGCUUCUGAAGUUUAUGGCAUUGGCGUCUUGCUUUGGGAGAUAUCCAGUGGACGUGUUCCAUUCUCUGACCGCACAACGGAUCCACAAUCCUUAAUUGGAUCGAUAAUUCGUGGAGAGAGGGAAAACCCAAUUUCGGGCACUCCUAUAGAUUAUGCGAAUUUAUAUGAGGAUUGUUGGAGUUCAUGUGCUCAAG
This is a messenger RNA of Acaulospora colombiana, 829 nucleotides long. The record is from the annotation of a GenBank genome assembly. Lineage: Eukaryota; Fungi; Glomeromycota; Glomeromycetes; Diversisporales; Acaulosporaceae.